Messenger RNA from Lutzomyia longipalpis, 1536 nucleotides. Its product is annotated as gastrula zinc finger protein XlCGF71.1-like. Gene Ontology annotation, molecular function: RNA polymerase II transcription regulatory region sequence-specific DNA binding; DNA-binding transcription factor activity, RNA polymerase II-specific. The record is from RefSeq and is a predicted model, not a curated record. Gene Ontology annotation, biological process: regulation of transcription by RNA polymerase II. The transcript is spliced from 3 exons. Gene Ontology annotation, cellular component: nucleus. The coding region runs from base 127 to 900 and encodes 257 amino acids. NCBI's taxonomy places the organism in Eukaryota, Metazoa, Arthropoda, Insecta, Diptera, Psychodidae.
UGUAUGAAAUUAAAUUGACAGUGUGAGAAAAUAAACUUCGAGGGUGUUUCGCUCCCGCAAUCCUGCCCGAUUUUGGCCAGAAUUUGCGUCAAUCCUGCUUAAAUUGUGGUGUAGUGUCCACACAAGAUGGACUACAGCAAGAUUAGCAUUGAAUCCAUGUUUAAUUUGAGUGUAGAUUACCAGAAAACAAGCGCAAUGAUGUAUGGUGGCAACACCUCGUCGAUGGAGAGUGAGGGGCACCUACAGAUUGUUGAGGUACCUGAGGAUGCACUGCCAAAGCCAACAUUUCAGUGCCAGACCUGCUUCAAGGUGCUCAAGAGUAUGUCAACGUACAGGAAUCACAUGAAGCUACACACCAAUGUUCCUCCGGAGGAGCAGCCAAAGCAGUGGCACAUUUGCAAUUACUGCAACAAAGUCUUUGAGAAUCCAAACAUACUGCGACAGCACGUAGCCACCCACACGAGGGAUAGUCAGGCUGUAAAGUGCCACCAUUGCUACAAACCAUACUACGACAAGAAUGCCCUGGAGAGGCAUCUGGCUGAGCAUAAGGAUCUCAAGGAGUACAGGUGUCUCAAUUGCAACAAAACCUUCGCCUCAUUCAACUACCUAAAGCUCCACUACAAGAUGCACGCAGACGAGAAGCCCUACAAGUGUGGCUACUGCGACAAACGAUUCACCUUCUCCAGCAAUCUCACGGUACACACCCGCAUUCACACGGGUCACAAGCCCUACAGAUGCCGUGAAUGCAAUAAGUGCUUCACGCAGAUCAACACGCUCAAGCAACACCUGAAAGUUCACGACAAGGAAGAAAGGUCAGCCAAGGCGACCGCGCAGAGCCCCCAGAGUACAGAUUCCAAGAAUUACCACUUUGAGGGCAAUCUCAUCACGAUGCCCUCGUGAAUGCCUCACAGUCACGUGGAUGAGGCAUUCGUGGGGUUUGCAGGUCGGGAGUUUCAGAGACGUGAGUGUGUUCCUGGCAAUUCAGCAGCAGCAGCAGAAGCAGUGCAGUAGUGAAUUUGAGGAUGUGUAAGUGCCACCAAAAAGAAUCAAUUUUCCAAAAAAAUACAAAAAAAAUGAAUUAUCCAGAGAAGUUUUUCAAGAAGAAAAUCCACAAAUUUCUUCUCUUUCUCUCUUUAUACUACAAACAAAUCUUUCCAUCGAUUUUUUUUCUCCAAAAAAAGACCAAGAAGUAGAUUUUUAGAUUUUUAAUUAAAACAAAAAAAAAAGAAGAAAUAUUAUUCUUAAGGGCUCGAUGAGAUCUUAAAAUAUGUUUUAGGAAUUCAAUAAUUGAAAAAAAAAUUAUUAGUUUUUUAUUUGGAUUAUUCUUCCCAUCCUUUGAAAUGAAAUUAUAUUAAAUAGAAAAAAAAUAAUAAUUGUAAAUCUAUCGCUAUAUUGAUUCACACUUCUUCUAAUAUUUAUGUUUAAUCUUGUUUUUUUGGUACAAAAUAUUAUACCUUUUCUUCAUUAUUUUUUUCUCUUAUCUUUCAUGAGUAUAAAUGUAAAAAAAAUGAACUAUUAAUAAAUAUCUUUAGUUAA